GCCAAUCGCGUCGAAGCGCUAUAACAUUUCCAGCCAAUCAAAAAGCGCGAUUCUUAACAUUUUCUUAACAUUCGUGACAUUUGACCAAUCAGAGUACAGAGGGAUGUCGACGGCACGUUUCCGCGUAUCACCGCUAGGUGGAGGGGUCAGCGCUUCUAGUCAGGUGUCAAUCAAAUUGCCGAACCGCGCCGAAGGUGUACGAAAUAAUCCUCAGGGGGCGUGUCAGAGGUCAAAAAAGUUCAGUACUGAAGUUCAUGACCGUGACGAGCGUCAUUGCCGCGGAGCUCAGCAUCAUUUUACGGACGACAGCGAAACUUCAUUUUAUAAUCAAAUACAGCGGCAUUACGGAUUACGACAGAAAAAAUGUCUGGCAAACAAAAAAAAUCGCAUAAAGCGAUGUCGGACGCUGAAUGGAUUUCGCGUCUUAAAAAGUUUGCCAGCACAGGAAUUUGGCCAUCAAAUGAGGGUAACAGGCCAGCUCCUCGACAAAAGAAGUGGUUCGAGAUUUAUCAAAGGAUUGAGAAAUGUCCAAUGCAGUCUCGUGGCCAGACAACCUUGCUUGGAGGUGUGCUGAAAUGCAUCUGUGGUUUUCACACUCCAAAGCCCACUGCCUCUACUGGACCAGCACAAAGGGUGGUGGAACAACCUGCUGCUGCUGGAACAGCAAAGGAGGCCAUGGAGCAGAGUCAGCCUGAGCCCCAGCACCAUCCCCCUCCCCAGCCCCAGCCCCAGCCCCAGCCUACUGCACCUGUGGCAACAAGAGUUGCACCACAAUUGUCAAUGUUUACCAAAUCAAGAUUUACUGGCUCUCACAUUGCUGCAGCAAAGCCAAAUCUUAGUGUGGCCAGGAGACCUUCUCGGGUUGAAGACCAGCCCAGCGCAGCAGUGUCUAGUGCCUCAGUACCAAGCACCACUGUCUCUACACCAGAUCCUCAAGUUCCAGCCCCUGUCCCCAGAGCCACUGUAGAUGUGUCCAGUCCUGCGCAGCCAUGCAGUAUUGUCUCAACAGCUCCUUCUGGGUCAUUAUUGCAAGCUCCAGCUGUAGUUUCACUUCCUCGUUUGUGGUCGGAGACCUUGCCACCAGAGGAUCACAAGUGGAUUGGCAAAAGGCUUUUCAAAAUGGGAUCCAAGGGAAAGCCAGAGCUUCGUGAUAACCUCCAGCUCUGGUAUUACCCACCACAGCCAGCACUUAUCUACAAUCAGGCUCCAGCUCCAGACAGAUUCUUUUGUCAUUAUCUUCUGCUGUGGAUGCCGUACAAGCUGUGGAGGGUCAAGAUUCUCUGUCCCAAUCCUGCCUGCGGACAACAUCAGCUGACAGGAGGUGGUCUGCACAAAAGGGCACGGCAGGUUCUAGACAUUGACAGAACAUAUAACAUGGUCACAGAAACCCUCAUCUGUACCAAAUGUAGAGCCUCGCAUGUGUCCUGGAGUCAUACUGUCCUGCAACAGCUAGAUCUGGGCCAUCGCUCUGAGUUUCAGGUCAUCCUCACACGGAAGUAUGCCUGUGAUAUGCGGGUCAUCCGGCUCCUGCGUGAGCGUGGCUUAGGCAACAGCCCCACGCGGGUGAUCAAGCAGCUGCGUGAAAACCACAGCGAGCAGUGGCUCCAUCGUCUGGCCCGGUACACCACCCAAUGUGUUGACUUCCUCAAUCAACCCGGGGUGAUGCCGGUAAAAUUCCAGGAGCCCCCAGAGCCUACAGUGGUGCCAAGCUGCAAGUGGCUGCUCACCGUCUACAGCCAAGACAUCCUGACAAGGCUGGAUGAAAUACAUGCAAGGAUAACAUCCACCUAUGGCUCUGUCUUGAAGAUGGAUUCCACUAAAAAGAUCACCAAGAAGCUGGCUGGGACAGCGAGGGGAACGGGACUCUGGCUUACCUCUGUUGGCAACGAGUUUGGUCAGGUGCUCAUAAGUGUGCUGACAGCCCAGGAAGGAGCAGGACUGGACAUGAUGGUAGACGGUCUGGUGAAAAGAUACCAGCAGGCUGGUGUGGAUCCACCUGCUGUGUUGUACGUGGACUGUGGGUGCUGCACCGAGCUGGGCGAGACCAAGCUGAAAACCAGAUUCAGAGGCUGGCCAGAUCUCGUGAUACGCUUGGACAUCUGGCAUUUUAUGCGCAGGAUUGCCUUGGGGUGUACAACUGAUGCCCAUCAGCUGUACCCCAUCUUCAUGUCACGGCUAUCAGCAUGCAUCUUUGAAUGGGAUGCGGCUGAUGUCUCUAUGCCAUAA
Messenger RNA from Onychostoma macrolepis, 2226 nucleotides. RefSeq lists its product as uncharacterized. Lineage: Eukaryota; Metazoa; Chordata; Actinopteri; Cypriniformes; Cyprinidae. The transcript has 9 exons. The coding region runs from base 364 to 2226 and encodes 620 amino acids. The record is from RefSeq and is a predicted model, not a curated record.